Molecule: messenger RNA, 5118 nt
Organism: Choloepus didactylus (southern two-toed sloth)
Lineage: Eukaryota; Metazoa; Chordata; Mammalia; Pilosa; Megalonychidae
Gene: NLRC3
Product: NLR family CARD domain containing 3
Biological process (GO): negative regulation of canonical NF-kappaB signal transduction
Cellular component (GO): cytosol
Molecular function (GO): protein binding
Source: RefSeq, a predicted model, not a curated record
GGAAGGUUGAGGUGGGGGCACAGGAAGGGGUGAGGAGCGAGCGUGGCUGCCGGGGCGCCCGGGGGAGCCGAGGGGCUGCUCUGUCCUCCCCGGCCCCGCCCGGUCAGCCUGCCGAGGGACCCCGAGCCCUCGGAAGCCCCCGGCCCAGGCUGCGCCCCGGCCCCGGCCGACCCCGGCUGACCCCGCGGGCUCAGGGCCCUGCGGAGCUGCCCCCAAGUCCCCCAAGGCCGCCCCCCACUGUGCGCCACCCCCAGCCGCCGGAGCAGGGCUGAGCCCCCGGAGCGCCGGGAUGGAGACCCCCAGCACCCCCGGCCUGGCAGCCCCGGAGCAGCCCCGAGGCCCGGGAGAACCACGGACAAGGGAUUGCCAACCACCAGCCCCUGAGCUCCAGGGGACCCUGCUGGAGGGGCUGCCUGCAGGUGACAGAUGAGGAUGCCGGGGCCUAGCGAGCCAAAGCACCCUGUGCAGUAUCACCCAGCUCCGGGUGGGGGCCCCCGACCCCAUGAGGAAGCAGGAGGUGGGCACGGGCAGGGAGGCCGGCUCCCCGGCCGAGCAGGUGAAGGCCCUCGUGGACCGGCUGGCUGGGAAGGGCAGCCAGGGCCCCCAGGCCACGCAGACCCCCGACGGGACACCGGAGACCCCACUGGGGCCCCACAGCAGUGACUCGAGGACCCAGAGGCUCCGGGAGGCCCUGCUGAGCCGGACGGGCGGCGGCCCCGGGCUGGGAGGCCCCGGGCACAGGCUGACCAGCCUCCUGCUGGUGGAGGGGCUGAGCGACCUGCAGCUGAGGGAGCACGACUUCACGCAGGUGGAGACCACCCGGGGGGCCGGGCGCAGCGCCAGGACCGUCGGCCUGGACCAGCUCUUCCAGCCCCUCUCCCGGGUGUCCGUCCCGCCCCGUGUCUGCAUCACCGUCGGCGUGGCCGGCGUGGGCAAGACAACCCUGGUGAGGCACUUUGUCCGCCUCUGGGCCCAAGGGCAGGUCAGCAAGGACUUCUCGCUGGUGCUGCCCAUGACUUUCCGGGAGCUCAACACCUACGAGAAGCUGUCGGCCCACAGGCUCGUCCGUGCCGUCCUCCCGCAUGUCGGGGAGCCUGGCCCAGUACUGGCCGACCCCCCGGCCAGGGUCCUUCUUAUCCUGGACGGCCUGGAUGAAGGAAAGAUGCCUCUGGACUUCUCCAACACCGUGGCCUGCUCGGACCCCCAGAAGGAGAUCCAGGUGGACCACCUGGUCACCAACCUCAUCCGGGGCAACCUCUUUCCAGAAGUUUCCGUCUGGGUCACCUCCCGCCCUGGCGCAGCAGGCCAGAUCCCGGGGGGCCUGGUGGACCGAAUGACCGAAAUCCGGGGCUUUAACGAGGAGGAAGUCACGCUGUGUCUGGAGCAGAUGUUCCUCGAGGACCAGGCCCUCUCGGGCCGCGUCCUGAGCCAGGUGCGGGCUAACCGGGCCCUGUACCUGAUGUGCACCAUCCCUGCCUUCUGCCGGGUUGCAGGGGCAGCGCUGGGCCACUGGGCCCGCCAGGGGCCGGGGCCCCAGGACACGGAGCUGUCGCCCCCCGCGACCUUGUGUGAGAUCUAUGCCUGGUACUUCCGGAUGGCCCUCGGCGGGGACGGCCAGGACAAGGGACCUGGGAGCCCCCGGAUUGAGCAGGUGGCCCAGGGGGGCCGCAAGAUGGUGGGGACGCUGGGCCGGCUGGCCUUCCACGGGCUGGUCAGGAAGAAGUACGUGUUUUACGAGCAGGACCUGAAGGCCUUCGGGGUGGACCUGGCCCUGCUGCAGAGCCCCCUGUGCAGCUGCUUCCUGCAGCGGGAGGAGACGGCGGCCUCCGCGGCCGCCUACUGCUUCGCCCACCUGUCCCUGCAGGAGUUCGCGGCCGCGGCCUACUACUACGCGGCGGCCCGCAGGGCCAUCUUCGACCUCUUCACCGAGGGCGCGGUGUCCUGGCCGCGGCUCGGCUUCCUGGCGCACUUCCGCGCCGCGGCCCAGCGCGCCAUGCAGGCCGAGGACGGGCGGCUGGACGUGUUCCUGCGCUUCCUGUCGGGGCUGCUGUCGCCGCGGGUCAACGCCCUGCUGGCGGGCGCGCUGCUGGCCCCGGACGAGCACCAGGCGCACCGCGCGCCGGCGGCCGCGCUCCUGCAGGCCUAUGGCACCCCGCGGCCGCCGUUGGGCGCGCGGGCCGUGAACGUGCUGCGCUGCCGCUGCACGAGCUUGCAGCGCGCGGAGCUGGCGCCCGCGUGGAGGCGGCACCUGGGCGGCGGCGGCCUGGCCGCCUCUUCGGGCCCCGCGCUCACCGUGGCGCUGGCCUACCUGCUGCAGGUGUCGGACGCCUGCGCCCAGGAAGCCAAACCUGUCCCUGGGUCCUCAGCCCGGCCGCGCUCCGGAGCCUGCUGCCCCCAGCUGCUCUACUGCCGGGGCCUCAGGCUGGAUGCCAACCAGUUCCAGGACCCCGCGAUGGAGCUGCUGGGCAGCGUGCUGAGCGGGAAGGACUGCCGCAUCGAGAAGCUCAGCUUGGCUGAGAACCAGAUCGGUAACAAAGGGGCCAGGGCUCUGGCCCGGUCCCUCCUGGUCAACAGAAGUCUGACCGCUCUGGACCUCCGCUGUAACAACAUCGGACCUCCAGGGGCCAAGGCCCUGGCCGAUGCGCUGAAGAUUAACCGGACUCUGGCCUCUCUGAGCCUCCAGAGCAACACCAUCAAGGACGAUGGUGCCAGGUCGAUGGCCGAGGCCUUGGCCAGCAGCCGGGCCCUCUCCGUGCUGCACCUGCAGAAGAACACCAUCGGGCCCCUUGGAGCCCGGCAGAUGGCACACGCCCUGAAGCAGAACAGGAGCCUGAAGGAGCUCAUGUUCUCCAGUAACAGCCUUGGCGAUGAAGGCACCAAGGCCCUGGCUGAGGCCCUGAAGGUGAACCAGGGCCUGGAGAGCCUGGACCUGCAGAGCAAUUCCAUCAGCGACGCGGGGGUGGCGGCGCUGACCGGGGCCCUCUGUGCCAACCGGACCCUCCUCAGCCUCAACCUCCGGGAAAACUCCAUCAGCCCCGACGGAGCCCAGGCCCUGGCGCGCGCGCUCCGCGCCAACAGCACCCUGCAGAACCUGGACCUGGCCGCCAACCUCCUCUACGACCAGGGCGCCCGGGCCAUCGCGGCGGCAGUGGGAGAAAACCGAGCCCUCACGUCCCUCCACCUCCAGUGGAACUUCCUCCAGGCCGGCGCCGCCAGGGCCCUCGGGGGCGCGCUGCAGCUCAACAGGAGCCUGGCCAGCUUGGAUUUACAGGAGAACGCCAUCGGGGACGAAGGGGCGUCUGCGGUGGCCAGCGCGCUGAAGGCUAACACGGCCCUCACUGCUCUCCACCUCCAGGUGGCGUCCAUCGGUGCCCCGGGGGCCCAGGCGCUGGGGGAGGCCCUGGCAGUGAACAGAACCCUGGAGAUCCUUGACUUAAGAGGAAAUGCCAUCGGGAUAGCUGGAGCCAAAGCCCUGGCGAACGCUCUGAAGGUCAACUCUAGUCUCCGAAGACUCAAUCUUCAAGAGAAUUCCCUGGGGAUGGAUGGGGCGAUAUGUGUUGCCACGGCUCUGUCCGGAAACCAUGGGCUCCAGUACAUCAAUCUCCAGGGAAAUCACAUUGGGGACUCUGGCGCCAGGAUGAUCUCGGAGGCGAUCAAGGCAAACGCUCCCACGUGCACUGUGGAAAUGUGAGCAAAACAAGUUCCUGCUGGACUGGGCAGGAGGAUGGGCAGACUCAGCUGGAAGCUUCCCAAUGUGAAGUCAGUUUUCCGGGCUGCCUUCCUGUGAUCUGGGAAUGAGGCGAUGGGAGCAGUCCUCUGCAAGAAGGAAGGAACGGCACUGCCGAAGGAGGCCGUGGGCAAGGGCCCUUUCUCCUGAGCCGAGGGUCAGCCCAGACAGGGGCCAGACGGACAUGCUGCAGGCACAGAGAAGGGACGGGGCCUCCCCCAAGGCCCGAGGGACAGACCUUCACCCAGAAUCAGUUGCUCUUUCCAAGCCCAGUAAGAGCACCAGGUGGCAUGAGUGACAGAGGGGACCCUUUUAUCUUUUCUCAAAAAGAAAAGGCUUUAGGGGUAUGAUCCUUAGAGGCAUGGGACAUUUUUGAAGAGAAACGAAGGUUUUAAUUAUAGGCAUCUAGGGCCAGAGAUUUAAAAAGUUCUCUGAGUUUUUAUCCAUUAAAAAGUCAAAGACAUGGACUUGGCCUGGCACCUGCUAUUUGGAGUCUGGCACACUGGUUAUCAAUAGCACAUUAGGUGCUGAUGCUUUCAUAAUGUUAUUUUAUAUUAGGCUUCCAGAAACCACAAUAGUGGAUACAGCUUCCCUAUGAAGGCAGGCAAGCUGAGCGUCCAUGUGGCAUAAAUUACCUCAGAUUCCUUGGUUGAAAGAAAAAAAAAUCCAUACCCAGCUUUCAUCAACUAAAUAAUCAAUGAAUAUGCUUAUGAAAAUAUGGUGACUGAUACGUUUAAAUGUGAACAGGAAUCACUUUUAUUCCAAAAUGUUUCCUUAAAAAUGCAUACAUAGGCAAAAAUCAUGAAUGGAAGCUAAAAAUCAAUGGAUGAAAGCCUAUUGGGGAAGAAGAUAUCUACGGUCUCAAAGUAUCACCCCACAAAGGGGAAUUUACAAAGGGACAAGGGAUCUAACAACAGAGAAAUCUGGCAGACGCACCUCAACCAAGUUGUCAAACGUAACAUGACCACAAUGGGACAAAGGGACAUCAUAUGCCCCAGUGAGGUGCACUGAGCAGGACACAUCACUGAAGUGUUCUUGCUGAAAAUAUUUACCUGAGGGAACAGACAAAAUCCAAAUUGAUGGACAUUCUGUGAAGUAACUGGCCUGAUUUCUUAAAGAUGUUAAUGUUAUGAAAAAUAAAAAGGUAAGGGACUAUUUUAGAUAAAAGGAGAUUAAAGAGACGUAAUAACUUAAUGCAACGGGGACACCUUUGAUUGGAUCCUAGACUGGAGGAAAAAAAUCAGGUAUAAAGAACAUUAUUUGGAAACCAAGGAAAUUUGAACAUGGGUCUUAUAAUAUUGGAUUAUGUUUUUGGAAGAUAUUUUUGCUGGGUAUAGAAUUCCAGUUGACAGUGUUUUCUUUCAGUUCAUUAAAGAGGGUGUUCCACUGCC